Ordospora colligata OC4 is the source of this 417-nucleotide messenger RNA. RefSeq lists its product as uncharacterized. The record is from RefSeq and is a predicted model, not a curated record. The transcript has a single exon. The coding region runs from base 1 to 417 and encodes 138 amino acids. Lineage: Eukaryota; Fungi; Microsporidia; Ordosporidae.
AUGUUCACAGUAAUAAACUCAGUAAGCAGCUCAGUCACAAAAAAACUCGAAGAUAAGGAAAAGGCAAAAAUACUCACUGAAUACAAUAAGGCACUGAACACAAUGAAAAUCGACAAGUUCUUGACCAUCGAUCCAAAGCACCAAGCAAACAUCGCACUGUACUCAAAAGCAACACAGUACUUAAUGUCAAACUACACUCAAAAGAAAAGCUUGGCAGAGAUUGAGGCAAAUAUUCAUAAAUACAGGUUCCUAGAAUAUAGAGACGCACUAUUCAACAUUGCACGAAGAUCCAUGGACGAGCAGGAAAAUUACAUAAAAGCAAGAAAGUUUCUCAACAUUGCACGACAGAAGAACUUCAUAUGCAAUACACUGUAUGAGCUUGAGCAAAAAUUAGAGAAUGAAUGGAUUCCAAAGUAA